AUGAGCGAGGUGAGCCGUGCCACUUGUGUCUACCCCCGCCCACCCCUCACUGUGAGCGUGCUCCGGGCCAGGGCUGCGGCGGGAGGACGCUGCGGCUCUAGAUCCCAGGGAGGUGAAGGCCCAGGCUGGCCAGGAGGUCAUUGCCUCAGACUAGCCUCAAACUCAGAAACCUUCCUGACUACUGAUGUUAUAGAGCUUAACACAAAAACACCCCCAGCAACCAACCAGGCAUCUGACCCUGAGGAAAAAGGGAAGGCUGGCAGCAUCAAGAAGGUUGAGGAAGAGGAGGAGAUUGACAUCGACCUGACAGCUCCAGAGACAGAGAAGGCUGCCCUUGCAAUUCAGGGCAAGUUCAGGCGAUUCCAGAAAAGGAAAAAGGAUUCCAGUUCCUGAAUGGCCAGCCUUCCCUUCACCCUCCUACUUCCUCUCUGCCCUCCACAGCUCUGACUCUCCCAUGUCUUGUCCCUUUAUCCCUCUAGCCUCUCCUAGAGGCUAGCUUAACCUUUAUAUACUCUCUUCUCAGGCUCCCUUAAGCUGUCACAGCUGUAGAGACACAAGGACACAAGAAGACUUCAGUUGGUAGUCACUAGGCUAAGGGUGGGUCAGUCCCUUGCAGAGAACAGAUGACUUUGAGGUUUGA
Molecule: messenger RNA, 640 nt
Organism: Phodopus roborovskii (desert hamster)
Lineage: Eukaryota; Metazoa; Chordata; Mammalia; Rodentia; Cricetidae
Gene: Pcp4l1
Product: Purkinje cell protein 4 like 1
Exons: 4
Coding region: 1-393 (130 amino acids)
Molecular function (GO): protein binding
Source: RefSeq, a predicted model, not a curated record